Messenger RNA from Mirounga angustirostris (Northern elephant seal), 3553 nucleotides. It is a transcript of the gene A3GALT2, whose product is annotated as alpha 1,3-galactosyltransferase 2. The coding region runs from base 1931 to 2953 and encodes 340 amino acids. NCBI's taxonomy places the organism in Eukaryota, Metazoa, Chordata, Mammalia, Carnivora, Phocidae. The transcript has 5 exons. Gene Ontology annotation, molecular function: hexosyltransferase activity. Gene Ontology annotation, biological process: carbohydrate metabolic process. The record is from RefSeq and is a predicted model, not a curated record. Gene Ontology annotation, cellular component: Golgi apparatus; membrane; vesicle.
UCCGUCUCUAAGGGCGGGGCCCAGGAAGAUUAGGCACAAUCACUUUGAGGAGUUUGAUAACACUUCUCGGGAAAGCCAGUUAAACUGUAACUAGUACCUGGAGGAAGAGCAGAAGCCUGCCGGCGAUUCUGAUUACCCAGAGGGCAGAGCCAGGACUGGAGGGGCUGCUGGGCCAGGGCCAGGGCCAGGGGCCCAGCCUCGGGGAAAGUGGGAGGGUGGGGCCCCGCUGGGCAGGUGCCCCGAGGUCCCGGCGAGUCGGCGAGUCUCUGCACUCUGGAUCCCCACCCCCCUUUUCCCUCCUGAGGAAAGUCAAAGCCAGGCCUCUCCUGAGUUUGUGCCUAAACGUGUGGUGAGGGAGGAGGGCACCAAAACUCCUCAGAAGAGAGGACGUGGUGCAGUCGCGGGGACUGGCUGACACAGACAAAUGCCGGUGCCCUUCUUUAUGUGUGUGAAGGGUGGCUCUAAAUCCAGGUGAAAGCUCACCUUAGGCCACCUCACUUUUUUUUUUUUUUAAGAUUUUAUUUGUUUAUUUGACAGAGACAGCGAGAGAGGGAACACAGGCAGGGGGAGUGGGAGAGGGAGAAGCAGGCUUCCCGAGGAGCAGGGAGCCCGAUGCGGGGCUCGAUCCCAGGACCCUGGGAUCAUGACCUGAGCCACCCAGGCGCCCCUGUCCACUUCACUUUUACAAAAGACCUACAUGAGUCCCUGUUUUCACGGACCAAAACAAAUCCCAAGAGGGUUUUUGCUUUUCUGGAAAAAGGCAAAAAGUGCAAAUAGCUUGUUCAGCGUCUGUUCGGCAGCAAGCCGCAGAUGGAAGCCCGCGCGCCGGGGGCUGCUCAGCAUCUCAGCUCCCGACCCCCAACCCCCGCCCCCGGCUCUACCUACGUUUAUUUGUGCUGUUAGCAAGGUGUGUCCUAAGGUAGCAGAAAAGCCUAAGACGGGUUACUUUUGCGUCUGGGAACGCUGAAAAAACUUUCCAUAUAAAUUAACGAUUAAAUUAAACCAUCUUCGCUUUACAUCUUUUCUGCUUAUGGAAGUUUUCACAAAGAACACUCUUCUUUCAGAGACCAGGAAAACCUGUAUUUGUUCCUGUUGUUUACACUUUACAGAGAAUUUUGCAGACCUUUUUUUUGAUCACGAGCCACCAUUUAAAAAAAAAUGUUUUCCACUCAUACACACACUUAAAUAUAGAUAUCUGAAGCAACAAUUUCACAAAACGAUACCUACCCUACGUACAUUCUGGUAUUUUCAGUUCUCUGGCUGUUCAUGUUUUAAAUCUCGGUCACGAUCCAUGAUCCACAAAACAUUUCUGAGGGCUCACAACCUGCACUUUUUAAAAAACCCUGCCCAGUGUAAACCUUACAGAAUGGUUUCAUAUCCUCUAUCUUGUGCGGCUCUUACACUGUCCUGGGUGACUUGGGCAUGUGCUCCAUUCCAUGGUGAGUUCUCCAAGGUCACACUCGGGCGACCAGUGCCCUUGAGAUCUGGCUGAAGCUCCGUGCAGAGCAGGGUUUUUCCUGGACGGCAGACACUGCAGCCCGACCCCCUCACCCUUCCCAGUGCUCUAAGACACUGAAGAAGAGCCCAGGCACCCUUGCACAGGUAAGAGAAACCAAUACGAAAUAGCUCAGAGCCUCCAGCCAACCAGAGCGAGCUGGCCUUACUCAGAUCCACCUUCUUCCAGGUGAUUGGCCCCAAAGGGGCUCUGGGGCUCUGGGCCCCCACCCCAUCCUGGGGCCAGCUUCCUCCAGCAGGCACCACCCCCAGGGGAGUCCCUCUCGGGGCAGUUCAUCUCUGCCUGCUCCUGUGGGUGUGGUUUCCGACAGAUGGCCUGGAGCUGCUUUGUCCCAGUCAACAGGAACUGGUCAUUUCUUCCCUGGCUCCGAGCUCAAGGGCUCUUCUUGGCCGGUUGUCUUACCAGCUUCUCGACAUGGCUCUCCAGGAGAGACUCAGGACCUGGAAGAGACUCUUCUGUUGGCUGCUCCUACUUGCGCUUGGCCUCUUAGGGAUGCUCCAGUAUGGGCUCCCUAUAGUCAGGCAUCUGGAAACCCUCAUCCCCAUGGGUGUCUGCCCUUCUGCCAGAAUGGCCCUGCUGAGAGACAACUUCACAGGUCUCCUGAAUCCCUGGGCCCGGCCUGACGUCCUGACCUGUACCUCCUGGGGGGCCCCCAUUAUUUGGAAUGGCACCUUCGAUCCAGCUGUGGCCCAGCAAAAGGCUCUCCAGCAGAACCUCACCAUUGGGCUGACUGUCUUUGCCGUAGGCAGAUACCUGGAGAAGUACCUGGCGCGCUUCCUGGAGACGGCCGAGCGGCACUUCAUGGCGGGCCAGCGCGUGGUGUACUACGUGUUCACCGAGCGCCCGGCCGCCGUGCCCCGCGUGGCGCUGGCCCCGGGCCGCCGGCUGCGCGUGGAGCGCGUGGCGCGCGAGCCGCGCUGGCAGGACGUGUCGAUGCGGCGCAUGCGCACGCUGCACGAGGCGCUGGGCGGGCGGCUGGGCCGCGAGGCGCACUUCGUGCUCUGCAUGGACGUGGACCAGCACUUCCGCGGCGCCUUCGGGCCCGAGGUGCUGGCCGAGUCGGUGGCGCAGCUGCACGCCUGGCACUACCACUGGCCGCGGCGGCUGCUGCCGUACGAGCGCGACGCGCGCUCGGCCGCCGCGCUGGCGCCGGGCGAGGGCGACUUCUACUACCACGCGGCCGUGUUCGGGGGCAGCGUGGCGGCGCUGCGCGGGCUGACGGCGCACUGCGCGCGGGGCCUGCGGCGGGACCGCGAGCGCGGCCUGGAGGCGCGCUGGCACGACGAGAGCCACCUCAACAAGUUCUUCUGGCUGCACAAGCCGGCCAAGGUGCUGUCGCCCGAGUUCUGCUGGAGCCCCCAGAUCGGCCGGCGGGCCGAGAUCCGCCAGCCGCGCCUGCUCUGGGCGCCCAAGGAGUACGCCCUGCUGCGCGACUAGGCCCCCCACCGGGCCCGGAAGGGGGCCCCUGAAGCCGUGCGGGCGCCCCGGAGGGCGGCGAGAGCUUGGACGCAAAGAGCCCUGCCCGCUCCGGCCAGGUGCCCGGCCGUGGGAUCGUGACGGUGGGAGGAGGAGCGUGGCCUUUGGGGAGCUUCUCGCUGGGAGGGAAAGUUCCCCUUUCCCCCACUUUCAACAGCGACCGACAACGACGCACGCUGAGCAGGAGCGCCUCGGUCAGGCUGCCUCUGGACCUUUCACCUCUGACCUUACUGGAUUCGGCUGAUGCCUCCUGAAGGGCUGUUUUAGCCCCCGUCACCCACCGCCACCCCCAGCCCCCUUUUUGAUGAGACUGAGACGCAAAAAGGGAGCAUAACUGCCUAAGGACACAGAAUCUGUGAGUCAGUCUGGGCAGACGCUGCAGAGCCAGGACUGGCCCUCACUCCGAAAAGACAGUAGCCUCCGGGCGAACAGGAGAAAGCUUCUGCUGCAGGAGAAACGUGGUGGCAUCCGAGUCCUUUGCUUUGCCCUUCCACCUCCCCCGCCCUCAAGCAUAGUUUGUACAUAUUUAAGUAAUAUUGUAAUAAAAUUAUUCCAAAAGUG